Messenger RNA from Xiphophorus hellerii (green swordtail), 4043 nucleotides. RefSeq names its product NELL (neural EGFL like) family member 3 (gene nell3). Lineage: Eukaryota; Metazoa; Chordata; Actinopteri; Cyprinodontiformes; Poeciliidae. The record is from RefSeq and is a predicted model, not a curated record. The transcript has 4 exons. The coding region runs from base 298 to 3015 and encodes 905 amino acids. Gene Ontology annotation, molecular function: heparin binding; calcium ion binding; protein binding.
UAGUUUUUGUCGCGCCUGGCGUUAAGCUGGUUUUCAUGCCUGUUUUGGCUUCAGCAGAUGGAUAAUGAGGAGCGCUGGAGAGGAUGAAGGGUUAAAAUGCGGCCGGGGAAACCUGACGCUAAUUAGAUCUCCGGAAUACCACUCAGACACUGAAGUGCAGGGUCUCUGAGUGGGUCAUGUUCCAAUUCCUUUUAGUCCGACCGAACCCUGGAGCUGAAAGCUGCAUCAUGGUUUUGUUUGGAAUGGGGAUUUAAUCUGGAAAGCUGUAAAUAACUGUUUCUUAUUGCUAAAUGCAAAAUGGUCUUACUUUUCCUGGCGGUGCUGCUCUCCAUGGACAGCGUGGCGCCCGCUUUGGGGGAUUUCUGCCGGGGGUCGCACUGCUCUGGCGGGGGAACGGAGGAUCCAAGACCGUGUACAGGCGCGCAGUGUCCAGGGAGCAGAUCCUCCAGGCUCCCCCGGCAGUUCAACCCAGCGCCGCAGUGGAGAACCGGACACGCAGCGGCCACCCCGCACCAUGCGCACCCGAGCCCGCAGAGAGCGCCUCUGGAGACCGACCCGCACGGCGGUGGCGGCGGAUGCUCCGACACGGGCUGCGCCCGGAUCCGGCUCCAGCAGCCCCGGAAUGAAUCCAGAGACUGCCGGGGGAUCGAGUGCCGGCUGCCGCUGAGGAUCCGGCCCAAAGUCCGGGGGGGUUCCUGCGUGGGAGAGGAAUGCUCGGCCGCGGGGGAGGCGGACAUGUCCUCGGUCUACCUGUCCGACAGAGCCGCGCAGUUUCUGGGAGACUAUCCGGAGUUUGGACAUGCAGCCUCGGAGCUCGGCGGGGCUCCGCUGGGAGUCCAGCUCACAUGUGACAUAAAGCCAGGGGAGAAUGAAGUCCCUUCAGAAGACGCCCUCAUCCUGCACCUCCAGCUGGCCAAGGGGCAGGAGAAGCUGGUUGAAGCCCUCCGAGCCCAGCAGGUCGUAAUCCGUGACCUGCAGCAGAAGCUCGUCGACCAGCAGGAGGCGCUGCUGUCGCAGCAGCGGGACGUCCUGCAGCAGCAGCGGCACAUGUACGAGCAGAUGGAUGCGGUGAAAAACCAGUUCGGCCAGCUGCUGGAGACGAUCAAGCAGGCCUCCUUCCGGGGCCUGCAGGGGGAGCUGCAGAGCUACUUCGAGAAUCACUUGGCGGGACUGCAGAGUCAGGCCCGCAGCCAUCUGCAAAAAUCCUACGCUGUGCAUAAAAUGGACAUUGACUCCAAAGUGAUGGAUGUUGUGGGAGAGACUCAUUUCCCGCAACCUCUGCGUGGCUGCCGAUCGCCCUGCGGAUCAGAGGAGUUCUGUGAUUUUCAGAGGGAUCCACCGCAGUGUGAGAAAUGCACCAUGUGUCCGCCGGGCUUCUUCCUCAUCGCGCAGUGCUCACAAACUGCAGACAGAAUGUGCCAGGACAGAGACGAAUGUCUUGAACUACCACAGAUUUGCGGAGAGCGAGUGAAGUGUCUCAAUACUCCUGGUGGUUUCAAGUGUUUGGGGGUUUCAGAGAGAAAAGCAGUGACGGGUCUUUGUGGUCCUGAAUACUUCUACAACCAGGAGCUCCAGGAGUGCCAAGCCUGCUCAGAUUGCGAUGGGGAGCCUUUGGUCGCCCCUUGCACAGCCAUUAGCGACGCAGUCUGCGGCCAGAUUUCAGAGAACCAACUCUCCCAGAUCUGGAUGGCAAAGGUGACGCUACCUCCUGCAGGUACGUCUAGCACCCACAUCUUUCCUGGUCUGCAGCUCAACAUCCGAGGCAAAGAGAGCAGCAGACUUCUGUCCAACGAGAGUGGAAGAGUGACAUUCCUCCAGCACGGUCUGGUGUGGCUGGAUCAUAACUUUGCUAUAAAGCACAGCUGCAGGAACUUCCUCCAGGUCGGGAUGAGACUCAACAGGAGCCAGGAAGAAGAAGGUCAGGACCUCAGCGGCGUCCGCAUCGAGCAACCGGAUGGGAAGUACUUCCAGGGGGUGAGCGUCAGUAUUGGCGUGGAGGUUGAACCCAAUCACAUCUUCACUCUGCUGCUGAAGAGUCCCAACCAGCACUGCAAUCAGAGCAAAGACCUUCAAGUUUUUGAUGUUCCCACCCCGUCUCUGAGUGUCCUCUGGUUGUCUCAUGAUACCGGUGCUGUUGCCAUGAUGGCCCAGAUGUCCCUGCUGGCGCACUACCAAACCAGCUACCGCCCGACUUUCCGCAUCACGACAGUGUCCGACCCUUACAUGGUCAGCCUGACUCACGAUAGCCGUGGGGUGCGCUUCACGGAGAGCGGAGUAGUGAAGUUUGUCAUUCAGCAGGCUCUUUACUCCAUGGGUCACACCUGCGUUCGCGAAGGUUUCUCCCUGAUCACCUACACCACCCGGAACACCACUGGACUGAAGAUGAUGCAAGCCUUCAAGACGGGUGUGAACUACAGGGAUACUUCCAUCGCGCUCUCUGGCGCAGUGACAGUAGAGAGCAAAGACAUCCUCACUUUUGAGAUCACGUCUCCGUCGCAGUGCAAUAUCCGGUACUUUGGGGACAGCACCGGGAUCAGUAUCUUGAGUCUGAUCUGGAUUCCCUCGGCUGUGUCGUCAGCCUUGACCGCCACAGUUUCACGGACCGGUCUUCCCUCCGGAGCCGUCAGGAAUAAACCGCUGUUGUUUCAGCAGAUCAGCCCGGAUACGCCGCAGGUCCAUCUGGCUCGCUCUGGGGACUCAAACGCCAGAAGGAACUUCGUCUUUCAUGAGCAGGGUACAGCAAACAUUGCCCUCAACCUCAAACUGAUCCACUCAUGUAAUAUAGUCAAACUGACUCUGCAGAGGGUCGGAGGUCAGCAGGCCGGUCCUGUGGCUCAGCAGGUGUCUGGAUCAAUGCCUGAAGGCAGCGAGUGGACUAGCAUCGGGCUGAGAGCCUCUUUUCAGGUCCAGAAUGGCACAGCUGUUUAUGUUACUCUGGACUGUAUCAGAGGACGUGUAAACCAAAUAACACAAGAGGGUGGCACAAAUAUUUCAAUUCUCUGGGUCGCUCUGUGAUCCAGGAGGAUGGAUUUCUACCAUUUUCAGGAAAUAUUUUGUGAAAACUCAAAGAUUUUUUUGUGCUAUGUAGUAGUGCUGGACGAUAUGGCUGAGAAACUUACCAUAAUAUAAGCAUUUUAUAUCAGUCAAUAUCGAUAAUCAUUAAUUAGUUUUUUGUUUUAAGUAUCUGAAAUGCUGCCAAACUGAUGCCGUCACUUUAUCCACAGUUUUCACAUCGCGCUGUUGUCUUUUUUUUUGAGUGGCGGAAAUUUAAACUGUUGCUGCACAAGUGACUCAGCAGGUUGUUGCUAGGUAACCACAGAGCGAGUGUGUUAGUUGAUUCCACUAACAUAGCUUAGCUAGCUGUGAGAGCUUGAAGAGCUAGCUAAGGUAGCAGCUAACUCAAAAUCUCUGCCUACAUAUCCCAGAAUGCUAUGCGGUUCUGGGUCGGACUUCAGUGAAUAUUCUACAUAUUGAAUAUUCUAUCAAACAUAUUAUCUAUUGAUAUUGAUCACGUGUCUUUAGCGAUAUUGUUGUUGAUUUAUUGUCCACCAUCCCUUUUUACUAAAGUAUGAAUAUUGACUGAAAUUUUGCUUUAAAUUAAUGGUUUUCCACUUGUUCAAGCAUUUAUAUUUUGGGAGUUUGUUCAAGUGAUGCUUUUUCCUGAAGUCCUUCAGCUGGUUGAAAUGUGACCAAUUUAAAAUCUGAGUGUUUUCAUAUCUGUCAGACUGUGUGCAUACAGUGAGUGAGCCUUGAAUAUAUUGUAUGUAAACAAUCAUUGAUAGGCUUUAUUUUCUAAUAAUGUAUUGAUAAUUCAAUUUUUAUAUAUUUUUUAUUGCAGAAUAUUAUAUUUAAUGUAUCUUUUGUAUGUAUGACUUUAAAGAUAAGGUACACAAGGGCUUCAGUUCUACUCUAUAGUUAAAAAUGUUCAUUCUAGUCAAUAUUAAUGAAAACAGUGUUUAGAUGCCAUGUACAUUUAUUUACACAGAAUAAGUUCUUGUUCUCUCUGUUAGAUUUUUGGUCACCUAAAGUGAAUUGAAACAGCA